This is a messenger RNA of Clupea harengus (Atlantic herring), 3148 nucleotides long. Its product is annotated as stearoyl-CoA desaturase 5. Gene Ontology annotation, biological process: unsaturated fatty acid biosynthetic process. The record is from RefSeq and is a predicted model, not a curated record. Gene Ontology annotation, molecular function: stearoyl-CoA 9-desaturase activity; iron ion binding. NCBI's taxonomy places the organism in Eukaryota, Metazoa, Chordata, Actinopteri, Clupeiformes, Clupeidae. Gene Ontology annotation, cellular component: endoplasmic reticulum membrane.
UCUCCACAGAAAUAUGUUGCAAAACAAGGACUGAUUUCAUAGUGACAUCACUUCAGGCUUUGUCCAGCAGCAUCUUCUCACUCCACUCUCAUGUAACAACCACAGUUCGUGGCUGAUCCUUGUGCCUGGUUAUGCCGCUGCAGGUCCUCCUCUGAUACGGGUCCGUCUCGUCAGAAGCCUUAAAACUAAACAGCGCACUAAUGUAGUUUAGACAAAUUCACCAUCUUUAUCACUAGUAGAAACGCGUACACGUCGUGCUGCGCAGUUAUUCAGAAAGGUUUAGGACAGAAGAUGGUGGCUGUACGCAGACAGUGCGCUGUGCGGGAGGAGGAUGUACUAAGCGCCGACAAAGAGGGGAAUUGCGACGAAACCGAACCGAAGUCUACAAAUUACAAAGGAGACGACGUGCAAGGGAUUGUCUGGAGAAAUGUUAUUCUUAUGAUCCUCCUUCAUUCUGCGUCCAUAUAUUCCCUCUUUUUGAUUCCAGUGGCACGACCUCUUACCCUGGCGUGGUCAUACGUAUACUUCUUAAUCACGGCCUUAGGAGUGACUGCAGGGGCCCACCGGUUAUGGAGCCACAGGUCCUACAAGGCAAAGCUACCCCUCAGGGUCUUCUUGGUUGCUGCCAACUGCAUGGCCUUCCAGAAUGACAUUUUCGAAUGGUCGCGAGAUCACAGGGUGCAUCACAAGUACUCAGAGACAAACGCUGAUCCCCACAACGCCAGGCGGGGCUUCUUCUUCGCUCACAUUGGCUGGCUGUUUGUCCGGAAGCACCGAGAUGUCAUCGAGAAGGGCAGGAAGCUGGACACCAGCGAUCUCUUGGCCGACCCUGUGGUGGUGUUUCAGAGGAGAUACUAUAAAACUUUAGUCCUAGUGAUGUGUUUCCUGGUGCCCACCCUGGUCCCAUGGUACUUUUGGGGAGAGAGCUUGUGGAACUCCUACUUCCUGGCGUCCAUCCUGCGCUACACUGUCUCCCUCAACGUCACCUGGCUGGUAAACAGCGCCGCCCACAUGUAUGGAAACCGGCCCUAUGAUAUAACUAUAAACCCCCGUGAAAACAGCUUUGUCACGCUUGGAGCCAUUGGUGAGGGUUUUCACAACUUCCACCACACCUUCCCAUUUGACUACUCUGCCAGCGAGUUUGGCUUCCGCUUCAACCCCACCACCUGCUUCAUAAACCUGAUGUGCUGGCUCGGCCUGGCCAGCGACUGCAAGAAGGCCUCGGCCGAGAUGGUCCAGGCCCGCAAAUGCAGGACAGGCGAAGGAACCUCAUGAGGAGCCACUCAUAUCUGAGAAUGAAGUCCACUCUCACCGAUGAUAGGGGCUGCAAACUCUCUUGACACAUGCAAGGGGCUAAGAUGUUUAGAUUCUGUUUCAUUAUUUUCAGUGUGUUAAUCAAUUUUUUCCAACUUUUCUCUCCAGUUGUCAGUUGUUUCCAUUUGUCAAAGUCAAGGAUGUAUAGAACAUGGCUUCAGUUGAAUCUCAACCGUAUUCCAGUCACGUUUAGUUGAGAAUUAAUCUAUUGAGUAAAGGUUAUAUCUAACUGUUUUAUCUAUAGAUGAAAAUGGGGGGAAAGUGCAAAUAAAUACAUUCCUAUAGUGUGCCUCUGUGAAGUCUUCACAGAUGGGUUCAUCAACAAUAUUGAAAACAACCUAGGGAUAGUUUAAAAUGGGGCAGAGCAUCACAGAGACGGAACCUGUAGAGCAGAUGGAAUAUAUGGGACACAUAAGAAGACAUUUCACUGAAGGAUAACACACAACAACAGAGAGAUGUAGCUCCAAUAGUGCAGGUUUUCCAUAGAUUUCACCAGGGUUAAAAAAAAAAAAACAUCCUGUAUGUUAAAGUAUGCAUAGUUUAACAUUUCUAGAUACACAAAUUUAGAGAUAGACAAAUGUACCUCAUAUGAGAAAAAAAAGUAUGUUGUAACAAACUUGUGUAAAUUAACUCCUAAUGGAAGAGCCCCAUUCUCCUAGCAAAAAAAUAAUUAGGAGGCUUACCAAUUGGCCUACUCCGAGUUAACUUAACCAGGUUUGUCACUAAACCACAUACUUGGAAUACCCCCUGGCAGAAUGGCCACCACAUAAUAACAAAAUUGUGCGUUUUCCUAUUUGUUGAAUCGUGUCACAUCUGCUGUCAAAUUAGGUAAGUGUAGCCUACUGCAGCGUCAGUGGCAGGAGCAGAGCUUGCCUUUCCUGCUGAUGGGCACAAAUGAUCAGUCAGUGGAACAGUGGGUGUUCUAUUUGCACACACACCUUCCUGUCCCUGAUCCUGUCCUGGCCCUGAUUGAACAAAAACAUGUUUGUGCACUGAAGUAGGGAAUUUGUACACCACAAGUGUCCUAAUUGAGCCAUGUUUAUUUAAGUUUGUUUGGUGGGAGAUGAAAUCAAUGAUCCACUAAUUUAAAGUUAGAGAAUGAUAUGGAAUGAAAUUUUCUAGAAGCCUACAUUUAUUGGACUGCUAUGGUUGGAUAUUUAUAUAUUUAUACUCUAUCAACAGUCAUUUAGGAGUGUCACUGAGCAUGACUGGAAGCCAUGAAUGAAACAUUUUGGCCUUGAGACAGGAUUCAUUGUUAAUGCUGUCACGCAAAUAAAUUACUUUUAAUUUCAUUGAAUCAAAACCUCAGAAGCUGGAAGGUGUUGCAGCAAAAAAAAGAAUCAUUCACCACCAGCACAAUAAGAUAAGAGCAACGGACUUAAUUCAUGCCAUAGGUCAGCUUGACAAUGACCCUUACCCUUAAGUAGUAAACCUGCUUAAUCUCACCAUAGGGUUACAAAUUUGCCUUAGCAUUGUGAGUGAUGACUGAUUUCAACGUGCAGUGUUUGAUCACUUAGCAAUCAACUGUUCAUAGAUGUUGUUAAGUGUUAAUGUGUUCUGAUAUUUCCUGUACUACAUGUGAAUUUACUUUUGCAUUGACAUUUUUGAGAAAGCUUUUACGCACCUACAGUUUUCACUCGUUUUCACUCCACAAUGACUUGAUUAAGGAAUGUAUGGUUAUUUGACUUGUUUUUCUCCAGAAGCAAAGAUUUCUACCUCCCUCUGACAUACAGAAAAGGCCACAUGUGCAACUCAGGGUUACUGGGUUUGUUAGGGGUUGUAACUUAACCACACUGUCAAUCAAGGUCAAACAAUAAAUGUGAUGUUAAAGUGG